AUGUUGCGAAGAUCGGUUCGGCGAUUUGCGUUAUCGAUAUCGUGUUUAACAGUGAUUUACACAGCCACGAUCCUCAUUAUGGACUAUCAGGAUGGGUCGCGGAUACAGCGUAAUGUGUCACGUAAAGCCCAGUCAGGAGCGAAAGUUAGUGGAGUAAAGAGAGACAGCCUAGAAAAUAUGCAAGGAAUUGUCGUUGAUGGGGAUCGUGUUUUCCAAAAAGUACUACAUAGACCAUCAUCUUCGCAAAAUUACUUUAUUGCACCAAAUCGCAUUUUUCAUUUGGAUUUGAAAGGCGCAGCACCAAAAAUGGGCUAUUUAUUGAAGCUUGUUCCAUUUAUUAAACAGAUUGGAGCAACAGGAAUAAUGAUCGAAUAUGAAGACAUGUUUCCAUUUACAGGUAAACUAAGCGGGGUAAAAGCUGGUAAUGCAUAUACUUUGGAUGAAUUGCGUCGUUUUCUCCGUGCAAUCCAGACACAUAAUUUGGACAUUAUACCUCUUGUGCAAACAGUGGGUCAUCUGGAAUACAUUUUGAAAUACCCUAACUUCUCCAAAUAUCGCGAAGAGGAGCGAUAUCCACAGGUAAUUUGUUUGACGGAUGAAGGAGCAGUUGAUUUGGUUCAGGAAGCGCUGAGACAAAUAUUAAAUUUACACAAAGAUUUUGCCAUGAAAUAUUUCCACAUUGGAGCAGAUGAAGUUUUUCAAAUCGGUCGGUGUGAAAAGGACAGAAGCUACAUGGUAAACAACAAUGUUGACACGGAAUUCUUGCUUCUUAGGCACAUUGCGAGAAUAUCGAAGUUUGUUAAGGCUCAAGUUCCAAACAAAAAAGUGAAUGUAUUGAUUUGGCACGAUAUGCUAGUAAAUUUACAAGCACAAAAUGUUUUGAAGCAUGGUUUGAGUAAUUUGGUCGAGCCAGUAGUAUGGAAUUAUAUGGAAAAUUUGGAUGAUCAGUUGUUACCUGAUUUUUGGCAGAGAUUAUCCUCAAUGUUUUCGUACGUUUGGGGAGCUUCUGCUUACAAAGUUGAGUUUUGGAAAAUGCAAAGUGCCGAUGGUCCAGAUCAGUAUGCUUCUAAUGUUCAACAUUACUUGAAUAACCACAUAAGUUGGUUAAAACAGAUGAAUGAACAUCACUCUAAAUUCAAGCAGUUUCGAGGCAUCAUUGUGACUGGUUGGCAAAGGUUUGACCAUUUUGCCAUCAUAUGCGAAAUUAUACCAGUUGGUCUUCUUUCUGCUGCUGUAAACAUGGCUGUUUUAAAAAAUGGCCAAUAUGAUUUUGAAGUGAUGCGGUCAGUCUCACAGUCGUUGAAGUGCUCUUCGGUAUUAUAUUUCGACAAAAAUUCAUCUCCAUUCAUACCGCAGUGCAGUUUUCCUGGUGUACACGUUUUCCACGCUGUGCAGACAUUACAUUCGACAAUUAAUUCCGUUGAAGAACAGGUUUUCAAUGAUUAUCAGGUUCGUGGGUGGAUUGCAAGAUUCAAUGAGAAACAUUUAUACACACAAGCCUGGUAUCUUGAUCAAGUGUUGUAUAAGGUUAAGUCGUUCCUUCGUGAAAUGGAAGUUUGCGAGCAGAAUAUCAAAACUGAAAUGCAAACUGUUUUCUACAAUGAUACGGUAGCUGAAUUCGUUUACGUGUAUGUAAAGCCAACAUUGAAACGUCUAGAAGAACUGUCGCAGCGAAUUGAUAAACUUUCGGAGCUGCGUAUCUUCCCUAGACGACCUUUCGCUGUCCAAGAAUUUUAA
Molecule: messenger RNA, 1737 nt
Organism: Brugia malayi
Lineage: Eukaryota; Metazoa; Nematoda; Chromadorea; Rhabditida; Onchocercidae
Gene: Bma-hex-2.2
Exons: 15
Coding region: 1-1737 (578 amino acids)
Biological process (GO): carbohydrate metabolic process
Molecular function (GO): hexosaminidase activity
Source: RefSeq, a predicted model, not a curated record